Messenger RNA from Microbotryum saponariae, 5823 nucleotides. Lineage: Eukaryota; Fungi; Basidiomycota; Microbotryomycetes; Microbotryales; Microbotryaceae. The record is from the annotation of a GenBank genome assembly.
AUGGCCGACGAGCGCGACGUGUACCGCGCCGCCGCCGAUGAUCGAGACGCUCCUCUCCGCGACGAAGACCCCGGCCGCGCGAAACCGCCCAAGUCCCCGCCGCCCCAACCCUACCACACCGCCACCGCUCUAUCGUCCCUCGAAAGCCGCCUCGAGGAAUCCGAAGCCCGUCGUAUCGACUCCGAGGCACGUGUUCAGCAAUUGGAGAAGUUGGUGGAGGGUUUAUUGAAAAGCUCACCUGAACCAGCUGCGGCGCGGGCCGGAGUCUCUGAACCAGCUGUGGCGAGGGCUGGAUUCUCUGAACCAGCCGCAGCGCGGGCUGGGGAGUUUACGUUUCCGCCGGUGAGAUCGGUCCCCUUGGACGUUCCCCCACACACCAUUCUGGAACAUUCAGGCAAUACCGCUGACCCCCUUGUUCGUUCCCCUGGGGGGGAAUCUCACAGCGCACGAAGGGACGGCCCUUCUUCGGCAGUAAUCAGCUCUCGUUGGAGAGGGACGUUACCUGACCGGGAAGGGCUAUGGACAGGGGAUAACCCGGAUCGGUUGGUCACUUUCACUACAUUUGGGAAGUCGUACUUGUCUCUACUUUGCGACAUUUCCACCAGCGACCUUUUUACCACCGACCGCGUCAUCCAGCUUGUGGCGACCUUGUUCGUUCGUUCCACUUCUCCCAAGCGCCGUCAGUCUCCGCACGACUGGGCCGUUGAUACUAUGACGGACGCGCUCCGGGACGAACGACCUCACUGCUGGACGACACUGAUGACAGAAGUUGGACGUCGUUGGCCGGAUCCUGGCUUUGCCGACCGAGUGUCCCACGAUUUCUACGGGUGCCGACAGUCUUCGUCUCGAGCCUACGACCAUGUGGGCGAAUGGCGUGCCCGCUACCGAGCGUUUAUGCACAACGACCCCAGCUUCAGCCUCUCGUCCCUUCAACUCGCCACAACCUUUUAUCAAUCGUUGAGUGAUGUGGCUAAGCGGGAAGUGCGGGCUGGUAUGCUGCGGGAAUAUCGGGAUAACUCACUCGUGACUAUAGGGAGGUUCGGACGAACUGUCCCGUCCCUCGAGGAGGUUACCGACUGGGCCGCCAUCGCCGACGACACCGGCACGGCAUCAGUUUCGACCCCGCCGAUUCGUACUGCGACGUAUGGAGCAAUUGCGAAAACGCCACGCACCGCCCCAUCCACGCCAAACGACGACGCACGUACCCAGAUCCGUCGAGCUCGAUGGAUGAACCGCGCCGGUAAAUGGCAACAGGCCCACCUGUGGAAGGAUCGGAACACGUGGUUUUCGCCAGCAUCGGGUGGGGUACCCGCCAGCAUGGCGUGUUUUAAUUGCGGUCAAGGUGGCCAUUUCUCACAGCAUUGUACAGCGGAGCGACAAUCCCCCUCGACCGUCCAAAUAUCAGCAAUUGCCUUCGCCGACAUGGACGAGGACGAAUGGUCGUCGGCCUCAGGUGACGUUGAGGACCCCCAGGUGCGAUUCCCCCUUCCCCUCGAGACUGAUUUGACUCGACCGUCGAGUUCCGCAUCCGCCUUAGUGACGCACCACUCUUGCCCUCCUGCAGACCUUGUUGGCCGAGUGAAAGACGUUGCCUCUUCUUCUUUUGAAGUUCAGACCUCAUCAAGUAGUUCGCAUCCAACCGUGCCGGCAAAUGAUGCAGAUCAACAUCGUUUCGACGAUAGCCUGGCUGACAUCGCGAUUGACGCGGUGGAAGAUGUCUUGUACUACGCUGAUGCCGCGUCGCGCUUGUGUCAUUAUCCGGGGCCGGAAGUGGUGUCGUCUCGCAAGGCGGAAAGGACUGCUUCGGUGAGCUCUUUCCAGAUUCUUGUGCCGUCGGGUGUGUCUCUCUUGGCGUCCGCUGCGCCCCUGAUCGACAUCGACGAACCCGACCGACCUGUCGAGCCCGCCAUUGUACGCGCCCGCAACGUCAUCGCUUGGACGCUACCUUCUGGAAGGGUUUUGCGAUGUUUGAUCGACUCUGGAUCAGAGGUCGACUUGGUGGAUCAGGAGGUGGUGCGAGUCGACCCGAGCUUCGCAACGGCCCGUUUGACUGCACCAUUGCACUUGCGCCUCGGCACCCAGGAUAAGUCCGACCGAUGUGCUGUGUUCGCCACCGCUCCUUUUUCGUCUGGCGCCCUAGAUCUCGGUUUGCGACCAUUCUUCGUUUGCCGUGUAACGGCGUACGACGCCAUCUUGGGGCUGCCAUUUCUUAAGGACACAGGCAUGCUCGUUGGUUGGGGCGUCUUCACCGUCGCGCGCACCGGCCCUUCGCAACCCGUCGCCCAGGAUACGCACGAAUGGGACCGAGCCGUCACCGUAGCACCUAUCUUAUCCAGUUCUGCCAUUGGCUGCAAUCACCCUGGGUUGCUUCCCGACGACGAGAUCAUCGGCCUCGAGCCACACAACCCGCUGCUCGAUGUCGUCGACGAUCCGGCGCUCGACGAUUUCUCUGAGUCCGAAGCACGAACACGAUUGGCUGCCUUACUCGAGAAAUUUUCUGAUGUGUUCGUAGAUUCGCUACCGAUGGACCAACUCCCACCGUACCGGCCAGUCAACCACGAGAUCCCGUUGAUCGAUCCCACCGAAAAGGUCAAACCCCGGGUAUACCCCCUUGCCGACAAAUAUCGCAGCCAGUGGGCGGAACACUCAGCUAAGUACACUCGUGGUCGAUUCUGGGUUUCGGGUCCGAUCGAUUCUGCGGCUCCGGUCUUUGCCAUUCCGAAGAAGAACUCCCAGACGGCUCGUUUCGUGAUCGACCUCCGCGCGCGCAACAGCAACACCGUCAAGCGUUUUUCGCCCAUCCCGGACAUGACCAAUGUUCCAUACGAGGUGGCUCGAUCGCGUUAUCGCUCUAAAUUCGACGUGGCCGCGGCAUUUGAGCAGGUUCGGGUCAUACCGGAGCACGUCGAUCGCACCGGCUUCGCAACGGUGACGGGCACGUACACGUCGCGGGUCAUGCAGUUUGGUGACACCAAUGCGCCCAAUACCCUCAACCUCUUGACCUCGGCGAUGUUCCAGCCGUGUCUCCCGUUCGCCAAGAUCUUUUUCGACGAUGUCCACGUCCAUUCCGAUACCCGUCGUGCGCACUUGAGACACAUCAAGAUCCUGCUGAUGACAUUGAGACAUUACCGGUUCUACUUAGGAUCCAAGAAGUCCGAGUGGUUCUCAAAGUCGUUGGACUCCUUGGGCACCAUCAUUUCUGACGUCGGCAUCGAAGUCGACCCCGCCAAGUGGGUGCGUAUCCGUCAGUGGCCGAUCCCUUGCAACAAGACCGAUGUCCAGCGCUUCCUCGGCACCGUCAACUGGAUGCGAGAUCACCUACCGCACCUCUCAAAGAUUUUGGAGCCGAUCACCGCGUUAAUGGCGCAAGCGACGUCAUGGCGUUGGAACGAGCGAGAACAGCAGGCUUUCGAUACCGUCAAGUCCCUUGUGCCCGCCAUCCUACGACCGAUCGAUGGCGCCAAGGUUACCUCGGGCGAGCACAAGAUGUACCUCUUCACGGAUGCCAGUCGGGUUGGCAUUGGCGCUUGUUUGGCGUCCGGGCCCAACCGUUCGCAGGCCGUUCCAACGCGAUUCUUUUCCGCUAAGUUCAACGGUGCUCAGCUCAACUAUCAUGUCACUGAUAAAGAGUUCUUGGCUGUCGUCUCGGCGUGUCGGGCGUUCGAGCAGCACUUGAUCGGUUACCCCUUCGUCAUCGUCACCGACCAUCAGGCCCUUCGCACGAUAAAAACCCAAAAACUGCGCCAAACGCCUCGGCACAUCCGCAUGUGUCUCGAACUCAGCCGUUUCGACUUCGAAUUUGAAUUCAUUGCUGGCAAGAACAACACCCUGGCCGAUUCGUUGUCGCGUCUGUGGGAGGUCAAGCAGGGUUCACACGAGGAUCAGGUCAAGGAGAAUGAGUUGGAGGACAUGUUCUUUGAUGGAGAACGCCACGAAUUCACUACACCCGGUGAGAGCCUCCUCGAGGAACGUCCUUACACCUCACCUUCGCACGAUCGGUUGCCCCCUGUUGAUUGCGCCUUCGGGCCCUGGGGUCACGGUUACGACGCAGGCUCUCCCGGUUCCCCUCAUCUGGCCGAGAACAUUAUGGACGCCGUCGAUUGGUCUAUCGGCCGCCUCUCUCCUCCCAUCGCUGUCAAUCGAGUUCACGCUAUUGCUACGGCCCCUGCCAACGACCCGCCCAUUCCGGUCCAUGCCGACGCCGACGAACUCGAUUUGUUGGGAGUUGCCACCGAUGAUGUCAACGACACCCCUGUAGUCCAUCGGCCGCCUGAUCCACUGCCCCAACCCUUCCUCGACACCGUCAUCCGAGCAUACGCCAACGAUUCGCAAGCCCAGGUCAUCAUUACCGACCCGCUAUCAUGGCCUAUGUUUCGGGUGACCGAGGAAGGGAGGAUUUUGCGUGUACAUCCAGAUGAGUCUAUUUCCUUGUUUGUGCCUCGUGGUCUCGCUACUGGCGUCGUCAACUCCGACAAGGUCCCAUCGCUGCGCGAGCUCGUGCUUUCGGAGAUUCAUCGGAGUGUCGGGCAUGCAGGACAUCGCAUCACCUUGGCCGCCAUCCGUCCUUUGUACUGGUGGUCGUCCAUGUCUGCCGAUUGCGCCGAGUUCUGCCGUUCAUGUGAAGACUGUACCCGAGGCAAGGCGUCCACUCAAGUCCCCUAUGGCCGACUGCAUCCGAUGCCGAUCCCUUCUGGUCCUUGGGAACAAGUGGCCAUCGACUUCAUGACAGGACUGCCUCCGGUCGAGCUCGAAGGGAUGAUGGUUGCUCAAAUCAUGGUGGUCACUGACACUUGGGGCAAGAUGGUCCACCUGAUUCCCCUCCCAGCCGAUGCCGACUCGGAGCUCGUUGCCGAGAAGUACUACGCCACCGUCUUCCGACUGCAUGGGAUGCCUUCCGCCAUCGUUUCCGACCGUGAUCCCAAGUUCACCUCGCAGUUUUGGCGGGCAUUGCAGGCAAAGAUUGGCACCGUCUUGCGAAUGUCAACCGCGGCACACCCGGAGACGGACGGAUCGAGCGAGAAUCGGAUCAAGAUGGUCACCCAAACCCUGCGGAUCAUGGUCUCGUCAAACCACGAGGCUUGGGCAUCUCGUCUUGUUGAAGCUGAGUUCGCUCUUAACUCUUCUGUUGCUGUGUCCACGUCGCUGUCGGCUUUUGAGGCAACCUACGGCUACCUCCCUCGAUGCUGGCCCUCGGAUUCCUGGUCUGUCUCGGACGUCCCUCGUGCGGAAGCGUUUGCUCGGAUCCGACAAUUACGGAACCUCGACGUGACGGAUGCGAUCAUUGGAGCACGCCUCAACCAGUCCCAUCAGGCCAACAAGCAUCGACGCCCAGACGACCCCGCCUUUCGGACCGGCAGUUACGUCUAUCUUUCGACAAAGAACCUGGCAGUUCCUGACGGCAUGAAGUCGAAGUUGUUGCCGCGCUACAUCGGCCCCUUCCGUAUCCGAGCGGCCAUCCCUGCGACGUCCAGCUACGACCUCGAGCUCCCUCCAGCGAUGUCGCGAGUGCACAAUCGUUUCCAUGCUCGACUGCUUCGGCCUUGCGUUGAGAAUGAUGCUGAAAGGUUUCCUGGGCGUGACCCCGCAGUUCUUUUUGUCGAAGACGUAGCCGACGCAGCCGACAAUUCUGCGAUUCCGGAACGGAUUGUUCGUGAUCGGCGGAACGCUCGGGGCGCUCGUUCGUUCUUGGUUCGAUGGGUAGGCCGUAACGACACCGACGAUACUUGGAUGUCAGAGCAGUCCAUUCACCUUGACCAUCCGUCCGUCCUCGACGCCUACCUCGCGCGCCUCGAUCGCUCGAACCGCCGCCUCGCCGCACGGUAG